AGAACAAAUGCACACCCCAUGAAAUGCAUUUUAAAGGGGAAAACAGAUAUUCAUAACAACGUUUCAUCCAAAAAAUGGAAAACACUACCUGUAGACAGGAUGAUUUCUGCAUAAAAAUACAGCACAGUUAGUAUGAAUUCAAACAUUCUCUCACGAAGACGUAUAAAUUCCAACCGCUGGGGGCAUUGCCGUAGCGUUGCCAAGGCGACCGUCGUCGGCGUCGAAUGUUCACAACAAAAAACUCUGCUGCAUAAUUUCGAGGCGCGUCUCCCCCCUUCCCACAACUUCAAAAGCUCAUUUUCAACCCUUUGAAAUCAUGUCAGAAGAGGCAAAGCUCCAAGACUCCAUAAAGAAGACCCAGGAUCUCCUCAGUAAAUACGUGAAGAAGCCUCCGCUGACGGAGAAGCUCCUGAGGAAGCCUCCCUUCCGCUUCCUCCACGACACAAUCAACGCAGUCAUCAAGGAGACAGGCUUCCUGAAAGGUCUCUUCACCGACGAGGAGCUCAUCUCCUCCAACAUCACCGAUAAGGACGGCAAACUCGCCUACCUGACGAAGCUCAUCGACGCGAUGAAGCUGAUCACUGGGCAGGAGCUGUCAGUCCGUCCCUCAAAGAUAGUGUCAGGUCAGGAGCCCCUAAAAACAAAUGAGCUCCUCCAGGCAAUUGCAAAGUCUCUCGACAAGAAGAUCUCGAGUUCGGAAGCGAUCGAGCACUACAAGAAGUCCCUCGAGAAGAGAGAGCGACAGAAAUCCAAGAAAUCAGAGGAAAAGCCCAGGAAAACAUCCUCUGAAGAGAAACUGCGCAAGUUCAGAGAAGCCGAGGAGAAGAGGAAGUCGGCGGCUUCGGAGGAGAAACCGAGGCGAGAGCCCUCCGAGGAGAAAAACCGCAAGUCGACGAAGAAGUCGACUCCCUCGGAGCGGACAAGAUCGAAGGACAGGGAGAGAAAGGAGAAGGAGGAGAAGGAGGAUGCGAGGAGAAGGAAGAAGCCUCGAGAGGAGAGUGUGGACCGCAAGUCCCACAAACAGAGGGAUUCGGAUCCCUCGAGGAAGUCGAAGCGUUCGUCCCCGCCGAAGAAAGCGCCCGAGAAGGCGCCAGAACCGAAGAAUGAGGAGGAGCUGCAGUCGAUGGAGCCCUCCAAGGACUCGACAGAGUCGAUUCACGAGGAGAGGCCUCAGGGAGAGGAGGUGGCCGUCCCGCCCCAGGUGCUACCACCCCCGGAGGAUCCAGUGAUCCAUCAGCAUCAGCAGGGAGCUGAAGAGCCUUCGGCGGAAACUGUUGCGCAGCCGCUGAAGACUUCGGAAGCUCCUGCUGGAGAUGUUCCGGCGAAGAGGAAUCUCCUUCGUCCCCCCAGUGCUCGACCUCCUUCAGCUCGUCCUGGAGCACCGAAACUCAAGGGAAAAGGUGAAUUCCUGGUGAACACUAAUGGGCUGACACAGAUGGGUGAUGUUCACGUUAUUGUCGAGAACUUUGAUACCAGAGAGGAUGAUGUGGAGGGCAUGGUGGUGGUGGAGAGUUCGGGAAAUGAAGAGAACCUCGGUGGGAAUUCGGAUCUACUGAACAAGGAGUUGACGAAGGAGCAUGGGUAUCUGGUGGCGCAGAUCCUGGAGACCCAGAGGGAACUUGUCAACGAGGGAAAUGUGGAGAUAAUUCCUAAUAAGGUGGAGAUCGAGUGGGAGGCGGGAAUGAGGAAGGACAAGGAAGCUGUUGUCAAGGAAGUGGAUAAACUUAGGGGGACUAUUCAGAGUCUCACGAGGACCACUAAUCCUCUUGGAAAACUCAUGGAUUUCCUUCAGGAAGACGCGGAGAUCAUGGAGAAGGAGUUGUGGGAGUGGAGGAGUCAGUUCAGUGAUCUCAGGGAGCAGCUGGUGGUCGAGAGGAAUAUGAUGAAGGAGUCGAUUAAACCGUUGGAGGAGAGCCUCAAGGAGAUCGAGGGGACCAUUGGCGGACAGAUGGAGAAGAUCUUUCAGACGAAGGCGAAUAUCAUGAGGAAUAAUCAGAGGAUUCAGAAGUUGUUGAGUGGACGAUGACUUUGAGGGGACAAUCGGGGAGAUUAUUCAACUGGAAGUUCGAUAAUUUUAAUAUGGAUUAUGUUGGUUGAAAAACUACUCUUGUUUUUUUCGGUGAAAAUAACUACA
Diachasma alloeum is the source of this 2134-nucleotide messenger RNA. It is a transcript of the gene IFT54, whose product is annotated as TRAF3-interacting protein 1. The transcript has a single exon. Gene Ontology annotation, biological process: cilium assembly; intraciliary transport; regulation of microtubule cytoskeleton organization. Lineage: Eukaryota; Metazoa; Arthropoda; Insecta; Hymenoptera; Braconidae. The record is from RefSeq and is a predicted model, not a curated record. Gene Ontology annotation, molecular function: microtubule binding. The coding region runs from base 317 to 2026 and encodes 569 amino acids. Gene Ontology annotation, cellular component: axoneme; centrosome; ciliary basal body.